Molecule: messenger RNA, 840 nt
Organism: Neltuma alba
Lineage: Eukaryota; Viridiplantae; Streptophyta; Magnoliopsida; Fabales; Fabaceae
Product: DNA-directed RNA polymerases II and V subunit 8A
Exons: 5
Coding region: 195-632 (145 amino acids)
Biological process (GO): DNA-templated transcription
Cellular component (GO): RNA polymerase I complex; RNA polymerase II, core complex; RNA polymerase III complex
Source: RefSeq, a predicted model, not a curated record
AUUCCUCCCCGCCUCCGCCACACUGCACACGUCUCAGUUCCUUAGCCGAGCGUAGCUUCCCUUCAACCCCAGCAUCCGAGUUCCAGCACCUUUUCCACUACUCGGGGUCGGCGUCGCUGGAAAGAGACCGAUUUUAAGGUGUCGUAGUUCUUCUUCGCAGCUGCAUUUGGUUGAAGAACAAAUUUGCUGCUAAGAUGGUUGAGGUCCUCUUUGAUGAUAUAUUUAGGGUGGAGCAAUUGAAUCCUCCAGAAGGCAAAAAAGCAUUUGAUAGAGUUACACGCAUUGAAGCAAAAAGUGAAAGGUUUGACAUGUUUAUGCACCUAGACAUCAAUUCCGAAAUAUAUCCUUUACAAGUAGGACAAAAGUUUGCCCUUUUACUGGUUCCAACACUUAACCCAGAAGGAAAAUCGGACACUGGCUAUUAUGUUCCGGGCAAUCGAGAAUCACUGGCUGACAAGUUUGAAUAUGUAAUGUAUGGGAAGCUUUAUAGAAUUUCUGAAGGUUCAGGACGGGACAAAGCGGAGAUAAAUAUAUCUUUUGGUGGGCUUCUAAUGAUGCUGGUGGGGGACCCUUCUCAUUGCAACAAGUUUGAGCUGGAUCAGAGACUGUAUCUUCUAAUUAGGAAAGUGUGAAAAUGUUGUAAUGUGCUAAGGGGAUGAUGCGAACCUUUCAUUUCAAGUAACCAGACUAUGACUUCUUACCUAAGUGGAGAAACUUGUGGAAUCUUGAUGGCUUUGACAUAUUUAUUAUCAUGUAAUAAAGUGGGACCCCAAUAUCUGGAGGAAUGUAUGCUUGUGAAUGAUCCAGGCUAAUUUAGUUGGCUGGACACUGAUGUGGUAA